Suillus discolor is the source of this 1008-nucleotide messenger RNA. RefSeq lists its product as uncharacterized. The transcript has 7 exons. Lineage: Eukaryota; Fungi; Basidiomycota; Agaricomycetes; Boletales; Suillaceae. The record is from RefSeq and is a predicted model, not a curated record. The coding region runs from base 1 to 792 and encodes 263 amino acids.
AUGUCCUUGCUCAGGCCCGUGUACGCAUUCUCCCUAAACUUGUACUGCUCGUGUGCUAACAUUCCACUGCAGAAAAUUGCACGCACAAAGUUGAACCUCGAUCAUUUACUCCAUUCUCAUGCAACUCGUCCUCCUGCCGGAUACCGCAGACCCCCAAUAUCCGCUAUACCUAUAAUGCAGAGACCUCUGCCUACAAGAGACCCGCAGCAACCCGCUUUCCGUCGACUUAGCAAACUCCUUCACUUCUCUCGCGCGAACACGGUCCCUGUUCGCCACAUCCAACCUCGUGAUCCCUUUGAUCUCCCUGCUACAUCGCCCCUACCAUCCUCUCUCUCAGCUCAGCCCGCAACUCGAUUUGAACAGUUUGAAAUAGGUUCUCCACCUCCACCCUCGAUCGGAGUCGUCCAAUCCCUACAACAGCAACUUUCUUUCCUAGUGCCCAGACACAGCCAUGGCCCACCAGUCGUCGAAGUCGCCCCAGGCCGUGCAUUCACUGCAACGUAUAUUUUCUUAUUUCUCAGCCGACUUGCUGCUGCUAAACUACCGGAAUACAAGAAAGUAGACGGCACUCGGCAUCCGUCUAGCCAACAGGGUGCCGUGCUCCAGGAAAAAAACACUGCUGACGUCGAUUCGCUACCAGACGUACAUCGGUGCAAAGCGUUCAUCUGCUUUUGUUCUUGUUGGUCGCAUGGCAGACUGAGGAUGCCCCCUCGAUGGCGCUUGGAGCGCGAUGACAUACCUCCCCAGGAUGGUGCAGCAAAUAGUAGCACUGGUGGUGCUCACAGCAGUUAACUUCUGUCUCUUUAAGAUCCCACCCCGCAUGACCAUGUAUGAGUCGUGUUGUAAUCCUUACACGUGCGCUCGUUCAAUGCUGAUCUGGUCGAGAUUGAAAUGGCAUCAAUCUACACCAUCAUGGACUCAGACACACAAGGCCAUCGUCCAAAUUGACCUUCUCCCCUUUCUGCUUCCAAUCGCUUCACCUGUUUAGACCUCCAACUCCAUACAGUG